Molecule: messenger RNA, 1339 nt
Organism: Amborella trichopoda
Lineage: Eukaryota; Viridiplantae; Streptophyta; Magnoliopsida; Amborellales; Amborellaceae
Product: F-box-like protein
Biological process (GO): SCF-dependent proteasomal ubiquitin-dependent protein catabolic process; protein polyubiquitination
Cellular component (GO): SCF ubiquitin ligase complex
Molecular function (GO): protein binding
Source: RefSeq, a predicted model, not a curated record
UCCACUUUGGAUUAGAUGGUGAAGAUUGUAUGGAUGCACCGCAACCGGUGCGUUGGUGCACCGAAUCCGGGUCCAAGCCAUAAACAGGGAGUUCUACAUCUAUUACAAUAACAUGCAAUUUGGAAAGCUAUAUGGUAAUUGUAUUCCGGUGGAUGUUCAGUUGCUUUUGUUGUUAGGGAACUGUAAAUUGUUUCUCGAUUGUCAAGGGCCAAAAUUUUUUUUUUUUCUUUCACUGAUUAUGGCGAUGGAUAUGGUUUCGAAAUCUGCAAAUUCGAGGAGGGAUAUCAACUGUAACUUCCUCCCAAUGGAUAUUGCCCUCCAUAUAGCUUCUCUACUCCAGAUUUCAGACCUCUGUUCACUGGGUUCAUCAUGUCGAUUUUGGCGCAAUUUGUGUGCAUCUGAUUGUAUGUGGCAUGCUCUUUUAAGGGAAAGAUGGUCUGUUGUCAUGGAAGAGGAAAAUAACAACGCAGAGAUCCAUAGAAAUGAUGUAUGGAGGAGUAUCUACAUCAAGAGGCACAAGGAGAUGGCCUGCAGAGCGGUCAGUGUAAUUGAGUUUGUGAAACAAAGAUCACAAUAUGAAUCACUUGAAAUUGGUGAUUAUUUGGGAGCGAGCGAAAUGCUGUUUACCCUGGGAUUUGGCUUCAAGGAUGUCCAGCUUAUCUUGUUGACAACAAAGCACAGUGUGCUACUAAAUCUGAUAGGACUUCAUUAUUUGUUAUUUCGGCUCAACAUAGAGCCUGAGAGGAUAACUAGAGCUCUCUGUGGUUGCCGGGUGUCAGAGAGGCAAGUUUGUAUAAGAUGGUGGAAGCUAGGGCAGUGGUCUCAUGGUUUUCGCAGGUGCGAUGAGAUGCAUGUGCGCAGAUCAUCACUUGGGGAGCUUUUCAAGCCUGAGAAGAGCGAAAUUCUGUCCAUGCUGUAUCGAGGUGUCAUUCAUGAAGUGCUUAGGGUUCAGAUCUCAGCAGACUUUGGAACAAGUGCAUGGGCACGCCGUGAUAUGCAUUCACAAAGAUGAAUAUGUCUCAUAUGGCCUUGGUUGUGUAUAUAGGUUCUUGCAUGUAUUUGUGGUUGCGUAUGUAUGUGUAACUAUGGAUUUAUGUAUACGUAUGGAACUAUCCACGUGUUUCUGCAUGUGCAUGUGUAUGUAUAUAAUUAUCUCAUGUAUAUAAUAUGUAUGCCUAUACAUGUAUAUUUUGAGGACCUUAAUGUUACCUGAUGCAUGAGGCAAUCUUGUGCAGACGUGGCAUAUGCCUUUUGUAAUCUUGUAAUAUUCUAUUGUUUGCUGACAAUGUAUAUAUGUUAAUCAUAACAAAGUUAUUUAUGCUUAUUUGAUUUUAUUCAA